CCAACGAAGAAGAACGAAGAAGAACUGCCUCCUCCGCCGUAGUAGAAGAAGAAGUAGAGCGGUCAAGCUCCAUUUUUCGUCGUUUUGUCGAAGCCAUCGAUGACCCGCUGAUUAACAGGCCUUUAAAACAUCUUAUUCAGCUUUAAGACAAAGCACGAUAACUUACUGAGUACAGACAUGUGGGGUGGACCAGGGCCAGGACCACGGGGAGGACCAGCCUUUCGUGGUGAUCAUCAUGGGGAAAUGUUUGGAGGAAGGAAGCGACCCAUGCCUGAUCAUAGAGGUAGAGAUGGCAUGAACAUGGGUUAUAUGGGUCCAAGACCUCUAGAUCUACCACCUAUGGACAUCAGGAGAAUGGAUAUGCCACCAAUGAGAGGGCGUGAUAUGGAUCCGCGUGAUAUGCGAGGUAGAGAUUUCUUCAGACCUGGACCAGAAGGCGACUUUGGUCUUAGAAGACCGUAUGAGGGUAACAUCAGAGACAAAAUGAUUAAUUCUCCUGGUUUUCCGGGACCAGGCAGGAACUUGGAUAUGGGUGGGAGGGGCAUGCCACCAUUUGAUAUGAGAGAGAGGGAAUCGGGUCAUUAUGACAUGCCACAAUUCAACAGUCCCAAUAUGGACGGAAGAAGAGGGUUCCCUAUGGACAGAAUGGAGCGAAAUGAUGGAUUUAGGGACAUGCGUGAAAGGCCUCCCAUGAACCCUGGUGCCACUAAUCAUUUCGAUAUGGACUUGCCUGUGCGGGAAAAGAGGAUGAUGGACACUGACAGAAGAGGAGGGCCGCCCUUUAAUCAAAGAGGUGGAUUUAAUUCUGAUAUGGAUUUCAGAAAUCGCUCUGGACUGUCAGGGGAAUUUAGGGGUAGAGAUCGUUCUCCCCUAAGGUUUGGAAACAGCGAUGUUCCUCCUGUGGAUCGAGCAAGGUCAGACAUGGCUCCAGAGGUUGCAGGUCCACAAAGAUCAAAGUUUAUAGGUGCGAAAGAAACCCUCAAAGAGAGUCCAUUUCCAGAGUCAAGUAACAGUCCGCUUAUGGAUUAUCGGAGUGGUGAAGAGAUGACUCUAGUAGAAGAAUGGAAAAACCGUCAAAAGGACCAGAAUACUUUCUUAAAUGUUGGCAAAGGUAUGGGAAGUGUACCUGAACCUAGCUUCCCUGUAGGUUUUACCAGGGAUACGAAUGUUAGAGAUCUACCACCAUUUCAGGAUAGGGAUAGGCCCUCUAAUGAAUUUUCAGGGAAGGAUGUUGGAUUUAGCCAUGGUGACAGCUUUCCUGGUAUUAAUCGACCAGCUAUUGGCAUUAAAGGUCCACAAGGCCAUCCACUCCCUGAACAGAGUCCACUAAAUGGUCCUCUUGGUAGAGGAAAUGAGAGUAAACAUUGGCUUGGAGAAAGGGAUUUGAAGCAUAGUCAGAACAAAUCGCAUAGUGAUGAAAGGCCUCCUUACCAUCAAGAUAAGAAUCAGUCGUCGCAUAAGGCUUCUGACCCGAAUGAUUGUCUUAAAGAAGCGAAAGACAUCUCACAUGGUCAAGAAACUGCUGGGGCAAAGAUGGAAGUGGAACAGAAUUUCCAAAGCAGUGCCACUAUACAGGCGAGAGAUCAAGACUACAGGGACAUUGAUUACAGAACAGGCUCUGGAAGGGUUUUUGAUUACAAACACGAUCUUCAACCACCAAAGGAACUCAUCAUGGAGUCCAAACCCAUCUCUCCUACAAAAUUUACUCAAUCUGGUUGUCAGGAUCAAGACUACCGAAGUGCAUCUGUGGAGGGCAACAAAGUUUCCAACACAUUAUCCGUAACUGGGAUUCCAAAAAAUGCUACAAUGGAACAGAUUCUUGGUGCCUUUGCAGUCCGCGAUGAUGUGCCAGUGCAGGGGGUGAAAAUAAAAAGGGUUGUUCCAGGUUACAGCUACGAUACGGCCUAUGUGGAGUUUUUAAACCUCGAGGAUGCAGUCCACUUCAUGGAGUCCAACAAGGCAUCCAUAAAGGUUGGCACUAAAACUGCUACUAUGAGAUUCAUCCAGCCAAAUGAGUUUGAAAGAGGUCUUUGUGAAUUGGAUCACAAAGUACCUGAACACCAGGAACCUCAGUUGCCUCGACCAGAUGAACCUUUAGAACUGUUAAAGAUGGACCUGAAUGGGUCCAAACCAAAAAGCCCUGGGUGCCCCUUGCCACACGGCCAGUGGCAGCGCAGCUCUGACCUGACCCCUGAGGCUUGGCAGCAGCAGGUUGACCAGCAGCUCCAACAGCAGGAAACCGAGCAGCAGGCGGAGUCUGGGACAAACCGCAACCUGCCUCUUCACACAGCGAUUAAACCUGACAUCAUUUUUAAAGACAGUAAAACCAUGAUAAUAAAAAAUGUGAAGCCCACUACUACAGUAGAGGCUAUACUGAAGGCCUUGGAUCCUUUUGCAUAUCUGGAUGAGAGAAAUGUCCGCCUAGUCAAGGCCAAGCCCCCUGGACUUAAGUGCUUCUGCUUUGUUGACAUGGACUCCCAUGAGCAAGUGACACGUCUGGUUGAGCUCCUCAAUAAACCCAAACCCCUUUAUAUUGAUGGAUCUAGAGUUUAUGCUGAAAUUGCAAAGCCCUUGAAGAACCAAAAUUUCAGAAGAGAGUUUGAUAAACAAAACACUUCAAUCCUUGGGUUUGCACCUGAUGCUUUCUCUGGGCAGUACCCACAGCCUCCACAGUACUUGGAUCCGAUGCAUCCCCCUAUUUGUCCACCCCCUGUCAUGCAAGGGGAUUUGAUGGCCGGCAGUAGCCCCUCUAUGUCAUUAGACCCCAGCUUUGGCCAGGGACUUGGCUACUGUGAGGCUCCACCUGUGGAUCCUUCGUUCUUCGCUGGUGGACCUCAUGUACCCUCAGAGUCAUCUGAGAUGACCACCUCAGCAGACGGCUCACAGGGCUUCAUCUAUGGCGCUGAUACUCCAGACAUGACGAACUACCUGUACGAUGCCACGUCUGGCUUCUUCUACGAUCCCGAAACCACACUGUACUAUGACCCUGGCUCUAGGUAUUUCUACAACUCUCAGACCCAGGAAUACAUGUACUGGGAUGCUGUAUCAAAGAACUACAUCCCAGUUCCUGGAGGGAACCCCUCUGAAACUCACUCUGUGACAAUGACUGCUGAAGACCAGGCUAUUCUGUCCAACCCAGCAGCAGAUGCUCCUCUGGAAAUGAAAAAGCCGUCACUAGCAGACCACACGGCUGAAGCUCCCCCACCAUUUCACACAUCUGCCAACGCUGGACUGGAGUCUGUCUCGGGUUCCUCCGAGAAGAAGGAAGAUGAUGAUCCCCUUAAGAGGGACAAAGAGAAGGAUAACAAAGACGAUAAGCCAAAAAGCCUUGCGGCUGUCAAGAUUAUGAAAGACAUGGAACGCUGGGCAAAAAUUCAGAAUCGUCAAAAGGAUAGUGUCCGUGCCCCAUCACCCCUGCUGAGGACUGGAGUUGAUGAUGAUAAGAGGCAGUCUAAGUCAGCGGAUGCUGGGUUUGCUAUUUUUGAGAGGAAGAUCUCAGGUGGAGAAGAUCUUUUUAAAAAACCCAUUGCUCCUCCUAAGAAAGAUGAAAAGUCAAAGCGUCCAAUGGGCUCUCUGGGUCUGCUGGCAUCAGAUUAUGCAGCUGGAAGUGACGAAGAGGUGGAGGAGGAUAAGGAGGAGACGGCUAAAAGCAGCCAGAGCAGCCAGCCUGAAGAAAAGGACGACAAGCUGACCGACUGGAAGAAGAUGGCCUGUCUGCUGUGUAGGAGGCAGUUCCCCAACAAGGAUGCUCUGAUCCGCCAUCAGCAGCUCUCUGACCUACACAAACAAAAUAUGGAGAUCCAUCUUAAGAUCAAGAGGUCAAAGAAAGAGCUGGAGGCUCUAGAGAACCAAGAAAAGGAACUUAGUGCCAAAGCAACAUCCAGGUCACCUGAACAGAAAAGGAGAAAGCACCAUCAACAGCCGCAGAACCUCAACACUUGGGCUGGAAGCUCCAGGGAAACGAGCAAAGUCAGCGACAGGCCGGGUUUAGGGGCUGAGCCUGUCCCGCAGAGGAAAAAGAAGGAGCCUGUUGUUUGGGACCACACCACCUACAAGCAAGCGGUGCGAAAGGCCAUGUUUGCACGGUUCAAGGAACUGGAGUGAUCUCACUGAACAUUUAAUGUGAUGCCGUAAUAACACACUUGUCCACGUUGACGUGAUUAAAGCCCUGUGUCUGUCUCUCCUCUGGGCAUUAAUGCACUGUACAGCCACGGUUUGUUUUUUUUGUUUUUUUAACACUAAGAUAAUGUGUCACUCGCAGCGUGGCUACACUGGAGUCAAAGACAAGACUUGAUUGACAUCCCCAACAGUGGAUGUUGUACAGAAUGUGUUGUACAUUUUUGCCCAUGUUUUUUGUUUGUCUUGAUGGAAUUGAUUUUUCUCUGAUGUCGUACAGACAAGUCGUUUUUUUUUAAAAAUGAAUGUUUUUUACUUUGCAUUUUCAUGGGUUUAAAUAGUUAUUGUAAAUGAAUAUUUUUUCUAAAUAAAAAGAUCAUGAGAAUA
Betta splendens (Siamese fighting fish) is the source of this 4503-nucleotide messenger RNA. RefSeq names its product RNA-binding protein 6 (gene rbm6). Bases 178 to 4104 code for a protein of 1308 amino acids. Gene Ontology annotation, biological process: mRNA splicing, via spliceosome. NCBI's taxonomy places the organism in Eukaryota, Metazoa, Chordata, Actinopteri, Anabantiformes, Osphronemidae. Gene Ontology annotation, cellular component: nucleus. Gene Ontology annotation, molecular function: RNA binding. The record is from RefSeq and is a predicted model, not a curated record. The transcript has 23 exons.